CCUACCGAGUCUUCCACAAAUGAAAAACCAACGAAUUUGCCAGUUCCCAAACCAAUAGACAGCACCGCUUCCUGGCCAUCAUCUGCAUCCAUCUUUCUAAGCCAUUCUUCAAACCGAUAGUUAUUGAACAUCCGUCGCGGAGAAGAAGCCAUGCCUGACGGUUGCAGCAUCAGAGCCAUUUGGAUCUUCAGCAACUUCGACGCUGUUAUUUUCUCCAGGAGGUUUCCAGUGGUAGAGAGGCGGUGGCGAACUGCAUGCAAGACCGAGAAUGAUAGAUGUACGUCAGACGACAUAACAUCUAGCGUGUCUCCAGUACUUCCUAAUGAUUCGGAGUUAGCUGCUGCAUUUGUUGAGAGAAAGAAAAGAGAGGGAUCUGCCCAUGGGUUUGGCAUUCGCGUUAUUCAGUCAUCUGAGGGAAGUGAUUCUUGGAUCGAUGACCCUAUUACACGACAUAUCAUUGGACUUCAUGUGAAGAAAGAAGAAGGGAGUAGCAUCUUUAUAUGGCCCCUAAUACUGAACAUAAAGAGUCAUUAUUCCAUUCUUGUGUUGCCUUUGGUUGAACCACAUCACAUAAAACAUUAUGCAAGUUUGUGCAGAAGAUCUGAUUGUGGUAGUGCUAUUGGAGCAGAAAGUUCCUUAUCUUCCCUACUGCUUGAUCUUCCUUCCAUUACAGGGGCAUUCGUGGUUGCUCUUGCUAUUGGUGAUGUAAUCACUGGUGAUGUGGUUGAACCUGAUGUCCUCGUCAGUUCAUCUCCAUCUGUUGGGGGUUUAUUGGAUUCAUUAACAGGCAGCAUAGGAAUAUCAGGAAUCUCUGCUAGGGCAAAACCUGUACCCUCUCCCAGCACAUCUGGCACUCCUUCUAGCAAUACCGUGGCAGGAGCUCUUAAUUCAGAUGUCCCUAGGCCUUUGGAUAAAGAUGCACUUAGAUCUUUCAUAAGCAGUUCAAUGCCAUUUGGAACACCCUUGGAUCUAAGCUAUACCAAUAUAUUUUCUAUCAAAGUAAAUGGUUUUUCUUCAUCAGAUCUGCCUCCUGCUGAUGUUAAACAACCAGCAUGGAAGCCAUAUCUGUAUAAAGGGAAGCAGAGAGUGAUACUUACGAUUCAUGAGAUCAUUAAUGCAGCUAUGUAUGACAGGGAUGAGAUUCCAGAUAAAAUAUCAGUUUCUGGUCAAGUAAAUUGUCGAGCUGAAUUAGAGGGGUUGCCUGAUGUUUCCUUCCCCUUAGCAGGGUCGAAUAAGGCUCGUAUUGAGGGCUUAUCAUUCCAUCCUUGUGCCCAAGUUCCUGAACACGGUGUAGAUAAGCAAGCUGUGAUGUUUUCUCCCCCUCUUGGUAAUUUUGUUUUAAUGCGUUAUCAGGCAAUAUGUGCUUCUGGACCUCCUGUUAAAGGAUUUUACCAAUUAUCUAUGGUCUCCGAGGAUAAAGGUGCUUUUUUGUUCAAGUUGUGUUUGAUGGAAGGUUAUAAAGCUCCUCUGUGUAUGGAAUUCUGUACUGUGACUAUGCCUUUCCCUAGAAGAAGGAUUGUAUCUUUCAAUGGAACUCCUUCAAUUGGAACAGUUUCUACCACCGAACAUUCAGUUGAGUGGAAAAUUUUAGCGAGUGGACGAGGGCUGUUGGGAAAAAGCAUGGAGGCAACUUUUCCUGGAACAAUUAGGUUUGCACCAUGGCAGAUCCAAAGAUUGCAUUCUUCAAGUUCUGUCACUGCUAGUGUAGAAGAGGUAGAUAGUGAUGUUGAGGCUGAAAGUGCAAGCAACGUGGUCAAUAUUGAGGAAUUUUUAAUGGAAAAAAUGAGUAAGGAUCUUCCUCCAGUCGAACUAGAGGAGCCAUUUUCCUGGCAGGCGUACAAUUAUGCCAAGGUAUCGUUCAAGAUUUUAGGGGCAUCGUUAUCAGGAAUAUCUGUUGAUCCUAAAUCUGUUAGCAUUUAUCCCGCUGUUAAAGCUCCAGUUGAAUUUUCAACCCAGGUAACUUCAGGGGAUUACAUUUUGUGGAACACCUUGGAUAAGUGCCCAUCUGUUGCCCCAGAAAAAAUAUAGCUGGUAAAUGCCACUUUGUUACACAAUUUUCGUGAUUUUCAGUGGCAACCAGUCUAUUACGAUUUGGUCAUCUCUGCACUUUACGAAGAUCUUCUAUAUUUGCUCUAAUAAGGACUUUGUAUAUUCUUAUUGAAUUAUAUUAUUUGUUCAAGAUUUGUCACACCGGUCAACAAAUGAUUCCCCGCAGCAGAAUUCUGCAGAUAUAUCCUUCUGGUGAGCAGAAUUUUGCGCUUGUCACUUUGUAGUCUUUGUUACAUUAUUCUCUUUUGUACUUUCAACAGUCAAAUCUUAUUUUACAUGCACCGUGAAAUUAGGGGUCCAAA
Benincasa hispida (wax gourd) is the source of this 2351-nucleotide messenger RNA. Its product is annotated as clathrin adaptor complexes medium subunit family protein. The record is from RefSeq and is a predicted model, not a curated record. NCBI's taxonomy places the organism in Eukaryota, Viridiplantae, Streptophyta, Magnoliopsida, Cucurbitales, Cucurbitaceae. Gene Ontology annotation, cellular component: AP-type membrane coat adaptor complex; lysosome; late endosome. Gene Ontology annotation, biological process: endosomal transport.